AUGGCGCUUCAGCCGUACGCGCCGAUCGGCGCAAUGGCGACGGGCAACUCCGCGGGAGUUCCCGACGUUUACGUGCCAAUCUUUGCAGCCGACGAGCAAGAGGAGGUUGCGAAGCGCAUCUCGCGCUUCGGACCUGCCAGCAUCAAGCGCGUGGCGCUGGGGCUGUACCACACGCUCGUUGUCGGCUUGAAGGGCGAGCAGCCGCAGCUGCUGGUGUGGGGGAAGAACUACAACAACGUUCUGGGCUUGGGCGUGGACGUCCGCGAGCGGGUGUUCCCCGGCGUGGUGCCCUUCUUCAGCAAGGAGGGCGUCUUCGAGGUGAGCUGCGGAACGAACAAUUCGGCGGUGCUGGUGAAGCGCGCGCAGCAGUCUGGCGGGAAGGUCUACACCUUUGGACUCGGCAACCGCGGGCGCCUGGGCUACCCCAAGAGCAAGAGUGAGGCUGCGGCGAUUCGCCAGCAGAGCGGCGACGACAAGCAGGAGGAUGGACCGUCCUGGUUCACGCCCAAACCCGUGCGCGUGCGCUUCCGCGACAAAUGCCGCAUCGCCAGAAUCUCCUGCGGAGCGGACCACACUCUCGCCUUGUCAGACGGCGGCACGCUCUACGCGUGGGGCGUCGGCGCCUACGGAAACCUCGGGCAAGGCGACACUGCGGACUCCUACACGCCCGUUCGAGUCGUCCUCGGCUCUGACAAGGCAAAGAAAAAAGAUAACCGACUGUUUGGCAAUGCCGCCUCGCAACCCGUGACCGUCACCUGCUGCGCCGCGGGAGCCAAGCACAGCUUGGCGUGCACCAGCGACGGCACUCUCUGGACGUGGGGAUACGGCGGAAACGGGCGUCUAGGCCUCGGCCACAACCGCGGCAGUCUCUCGCCCGCAGUCGUGGAGUACAUCUCAGACAGAGACGUCGUCUUCGUUAGCGCGGGAGACUCGCACAGCGCAUGCAUCGACCGACGCGGCGUGCUGUACACGUGGGGAAAUGGAGGCUUCGGGCGCCUCGGCCAUGGAGACGAAGGCGAGAUCCCCGUCCCACGGAAAGUCGAGGGUUUCGGCGGCCUGCCCGUGCUGCAGGUGGCGUGCGGCACGUUCCACACUCUGGCGCUGACGCACAAAGGGACGGUGUUCGCUUGGGGCGCCGGCCUGCCCCUGGGCUUGGGCGAAGGCGAAGAUGGCGGCGGCGGAAUCGUCACCGCCCCGCGGCACCUGAACGACAUCGAGCCUGCCGUCCUCAGCGUCGCCGCGGGCCCGUACCACUCCGCUGCAGUCACCGUCGCCGGCGACCUCCUCGUCUGGGGCGUCGGGGGCUCUUCGCGUCUUGGCCACGGAGACCAGCAGAACCAGCCUUUUCCCAAGUUCGUCGCCGACCUGCGGAACCGCAUGUACGUCGCGGACCUGCAGGCGAUGCUGGGGAUUCGCAAGCUGAAGCGCGACUAUUCAGACAUCGACUUUUUGGAGGAGACGGGCGCGGCCGGGCGGAACUCGGCGGCGUGGACUCUGCAAACAAUUGCGUGCGGCGACAGCCACACGGUCGCGCUCACGGGCACCGGCGCAGUCUGGGUCUGGGGCUCCAACGAGGAGGGACAGCUCGGCCUCGGCGAAGGCGUUGAAGAGGACCAAUACGAGCCUGUCCAGCUGGAGUGCUUCAGCACGCCGAUUCGGCGCGUGGCUUGCGGCGCCAAGCACUGCCUCGCCAUUGCCCAGUACGGAGACGUCUUUGCCUGGGGAGCCAACGAGGAAGGGCAACUCGGGCUCGGCGUGGUGCGGCCUUCGUUCGAGCCCGCGGCGGUAACGGCAAUCCGCCAGGCGAUUGAAGUUUACUGCGGCGAAGACUACAGCGCCUGCAUCACGCGGAGCGGCGGAGCCCAAGGAGGCGCGGCUGGCGUCGAGUUCGGAAUAGAGUUUGGCGAUCUGUGGACCUGGGGCUCCGCGGAGAGCGGGAAGCUCGGCCUCGGCGAGGACAUUGCCUCGGGCGCGAUCCUCACGCCACAAAAGGUCCCGUUCUCCGUCCCCGUAUGCCACUGCGCUCUCGGAACGAGUCACGGACUCGCCAUUUCAGCCCAGGGUGAAUGCUACGCCUGGGGGGCGGGCUACUACGGGCGCCUCGGCAUUGGAAGCACUGCGAACGCCUACGCGCCAACCAAAUGCGAUUUCCCCAAGGGUGUCCGCUUGCGGGCAGUUGCAGCGGGCGCGUAUCACUCGAUGGCGAUUUCGAUGGACGGGGACCUCUGGAUUUGGGGGCGGAAAGACGAGACGUGCAGCACGAAGAAUUACACUUCACCGAGGAUCUUCAUGCAGCUCGAGAGUCCCUCGGGCGUGCCGAAGGUCAAGAGCAUCGCCGUGUCGCAAAACCAUAGCCUGGCUGUCACAGAAACCGGCGAGGUCUUCGCCUGGGGCAACAACGAGCUGUAUCAGACUGGCUGCGGAAAGAAACAAGCAGAGCAUUUCGAUCGCCCCGAGAUGGUCCUAGGCCUGCCGAACGCUUGCCAGUGGGUCGCAACGGGCCCUCAGGCCUCGUUCUUUGUCCUCGAGUCGGGAGAAGUCUUCGCCGCGGGCGCGACAAAGGGCGGGCGACUCGGGAUCGGCUGGGUGAAGCGCAGCCACCAGCAGUCGCCUGCGGCAGUCAUCACGCACUGGGCCGCCUUGGGCGACCUCGCUGCGCAGGCCGCGGAGGCGAACGUCGUCGAGGAGGAAGACGAGAUCGUCCGGGCGACGCGCACCGCGGGCGAGGAGCUCGCCAGCGCGAACCAGGAGCUGUCUGAGAGGACGAUUCAGGCCUUUCUGUCGCGCCUCACAUUCGCGAGCUUCGAGGCCGCGACGGAGGGCGCGAGCAGCGUGAGCUGGAAAGACAUGCAGGAGCUCCUUCAGCAAGAAGAGUUCGACAACCGCGUGGAGCAGAUUGGUCAGCUUGAAGACGACGUGAUUGUCGUUCUUGGCCGAGAGCUCGACUUCGUUCUGAGCCUUGCCGAAAAGGAACGGGGGCUCGAGCGACUCGAAGCCACGUUUCAAAACCAGACUCUCGCCGUCGUGAGUAAAGUGGGAUUCGACUACCCCAGGCUGGAAAUGAAGCGCGCGCUGACGGCGAUCCUGUCGAAGCUCGAGGAGUUUCAGAUGAUGAUAUGGACGCUGCAGCAGCAGCCGGCGUACCUCCUCCGGCUCUUCGGCGCGAUCAAUCGGCCGUGGCAGCUCGAAGCCGUCGCAGAGAUCGCCGAGAAGAUUUACUACGAAGUCGAAGACGAACGCGUGAAGCACCUCUUCGCCGCCCUGAUGCGCGGCCUCGCGAAGCAGGAGGCGGAGCGAGCCGGGACGCUCUUCGCCUGCUUUGAUCCAGAAACUUCGGCGCUCGUUCGCCUUCUGCGAGCCUUCUGCUUGCGCGACUUGAAUCUGCUGCACAUCUCCCACUUUCUUCUUCAAACCGAGAACGCGAGCUCGCUUCCGUCCUUCUUAGGCACUGUUGAGAAAGUCACUUUCUCGCUGUCGCCGGAGGAAGCCAUGACGCGAAAAGGCAUCUCUCCGGGGGCGUCGAUGUCGAAGGCGACGAAGAACGAGCUUCGGCGGGAGUUCCACGGCGGGCUCGACACGCUGAAGGCCUUUCUGGUGUCGGGCCUCGCGCGCGGGCUGUGUAGCGUGCCGCUGCCGCCGGUGGUGCGGGCGGUGCUGCAGUACGCAACGCAGAAUGUGUACGAUCGCGGCUUCCUGGUUGACUACGAGUGGCUGAAGUACGGCAUGGACUUCUGCUACUGCCUCCCCAGCGUUAAGCUCCUGCUCCACGCGCUGGUCAUCCCCGUCUUCCAGGCGCCCAACGCCUACGCGAACCGCUGCGGCUGCGCGUCGAUGGCCCCCCACGUCGUGGAGAAGUUUCAAACCUGCGCCCGGUUCCUCGAGUUCUGCUCGCGGCCGCCGGGGACGAAUGAAGGCGAAGAGACCAUGUCGAGCGCCAUGUUGAUUCGCGCAAUCGGCAUGGAGUGCUGGGCUGCACUGGGGGACGCGGUUCGCUACCAAGCAGAGAUUCGAGACACUCUUGACGUCGACUUGACGCUUGAUCUUUUCAUGGCACCAUACGACAUGACCGAGCACUUUGUUACUCUGCGCGCGGAAAUGCUAUGCACGGCGACAAAUCUGUGCAAGAAAUUCGAGCCGCAGCUCAAUAUGUCUGCCCACGACCCGAUUGCCGCUCUGGUGCGAAAAAUCGCAGACGGGCGCAACCCGCCCUUCGAUGAGAAGCAACUCGCUUACUGCAGAGAAUCUCAAACUUGGCAUACGUUUCGGAUGAACCACAGAUUCUUGAUCACAGAGAAAAACAUCGUUUUCGAUCCGCUCACGCACGCCCCCGUCCCGCAGCUCUUUGCUUUGCGUCAGCACGCACCCGUCAAGGAAAACCACAGGCUGCUGUCUGUGAUCAUUCGGUACACGCCGCCGGAGGCGUACGACCCGCGGUUCAUUCUUCAGGAGUGUGUGCGGAAGUUGCCGCCGGUGCUCACGGCGCGCGACUGGCGGAAGCUCCACGAAGAGCUUGAGGCGCUCGCCGCGCACUUUGCCUCGUGCGACCCGCCGGACUACGAUCGCUGCAAACUAACUGAACAGGCGACGCGCGUCAUCGACGACAUGUGGCAGAGCAAAGUCGACCAGAUCUCCGUCAUGCACUGGAUCGCGCAGGGCAUACUCGAGCGAAAAAUCCACCGAAGCUACAUCCGCCACGUGCUGCGGAGGCAAGACGAGCUGUCGGCGAUGAAGCGCAAGUACGAAGCUUCUCUGAAGAAGCGCAUGGAGGACAUGAAAGUCGCCAUUGACGCAAUUGAGACGCUCCAGUACCCUGGCCCAAUCCGGACGCAGGCGAAGAAAAUGCGCGUGCAACUGUGGUUCGAUACGAUCCGCGACUCAAUGAAGAAGGGCGGCGCCAAGACCACCGGAGGCAGGGACUACUGUCCCUCGUCGACCUUCAAAUACGCCGUCCUCGUGAACCGCGAUAUCAUUACGCGGUUGUCACCGACUGUCACGGAGGACGUGCUGGUGAAUCUAUACGUGACUUUCACGCUGCAGAAGGACAAUUCUUGGCAUGUGAUUUUCACGCACCGCGUCAGCAAGGGGGCUGAGCAGCGCGUCGCGGACUUUGUCAUUCCGAAGGAAGAGCUCAUGCACAUCCGCAGACUGCCGCCGCAGGCGACGCACGCGUUCCUAAAGUCGGGAUCUGACCCCAACGGCUUCGUCGAGUUCAACGUCCUCGCGCUUCUCCAAGCUCUCGACGAGAUCGGUGGACAAGAGUGGUAG
Molecule: messenger RNA, 5265 nt
Organism: Besnoitia besnoiti
Lineage: Eukaryota; Apicomplexa; Conoidasida; Eucoccidiorida; Sarcocystidae
Product: regulator of chromosome condensation (RCC1) repeat-containing protein
Exons: 26
Coding region: 1-5265 (1754 amino acids)
Source: RefSeq, a predicted model, not a curated record